CACACUCUCUGCUUGGCCAGUGCGCCUACUGGUGAUAAAUCCACGCCCAAGCUAAGAGGGACGGCAAACGGUUAACGUAACCAAGCUUACAUGCCCAACCAAAGGCGCCCUCAGACUUUAAUACCUCCUGAAAGACUCGCCAGCUAGCGACAAGCGCCCCGCAACGGAAUCACAUUCUUGGCGGCUAGCCGGCCAACAGUUGGAUUAUCUACCGCUGGAUUAUCUACCGCUGAAGUAUUCUGAGCGCAUCAAAGCGACGAAAGCUGUUCUUUCACUCGACGAUGGCAGCAGCGCCAAACAACGACCAGGUCCUGAGCCAGGCCUCGUUCUGGGACGAGCGGUACUCCGAAUCCGACGGGUCGGCGCCGACGCACGAAUGGUACCUGACCUUUCCGGCGCUCGAGGCCUUUUUCGGCGCCCACCUGUUCGGCGUGCCGGGGCUCGGGCCGCCCGACGACCUGCUGAUUCUGCACCUGGGGUCCGGCGACAGUACCGUCCCGGCCGAGCUGGCGGCGCGCGGGUACCGGCGACAGCUGUGUGUCGACUUCUCGUCGGCCGUCGUCGAGCUCAUAACGCGCACGCACGCCGCCACGCCCGGCAUCGAGUGGCGCCUGAUGGACGGCACCCUCGACGCCAUGAUUCACGGCAGCCUGUGGAGUCCCCUGCAAGACGUGCGUGACAAUACGGCGGCUUACCUGCGUGAGGUCUACAGGGUGCUAAAGGACAGCGGCCGGUUUCUGUAUGUGACGUGCUGGCAGCCACGCUUCAUGGAGUCGCUGCUGAGCCCCGAGGGGUUGCAGUGGUACGUCGAGCCCCAGGUUCUCAGCGUCGCGGGGUCGCUUGAUAACUACGGCUACGUCAUCCGCAAGACGCCAGGCCGAGCGGCCAGGAAGGCAUGA
This is a messenger RNA of Lasiosphaeria miniovina, 899 nucleotides long. RefSeq lists its product as uncharacterized. The coding region runs from base 282 to 899 and encodes 205 amino acids. Gene Ontology annotation, molecular function: S-adenosylmethionine-dependent methyltransferase activity. NCBI's taxonomy places the organism in Eukaryota, Fungi, Ascomycota, Sordariomycetes, Sordariales, Lasiosphaeriaceae. The record is from RefSeq and is a predicted model, not a curated record. The transcript has 4 exons.